UCUAUUGAUAGUUUUUCUUUGUGUAAUUUAAUUUUUCCAUUUUUUUUCUUUACAAAUCAAACCAUCACCAACAAGUUACUCAUCUAUAAGAAUAGUACUCCAAAUCCCUUGGACAUUUAAAAACCAUGUCAGUGCUUAUGGGAACCCUGCUGCCUUGUGCAUGAAGAUGCUUCCGUAUCUAUAAACUAUACCAAGAUUGCAUCAUAAGUGAUCCCUGCCUUACUGGUGUAAGAAACCUUGGCUUGCUUACAAGUUAUUCCAAUAUUGCUUCAUUAGUAGCCAACUUUUUGAAAUCUGAAGCCCGCACAAAACUUGUCUUAGUUAAUCAUCGUCCUUGUUGAUUCAUACAAUACAAUCCUUCUUGCAUUUUAGUCUUGCAGAGUUACAAUAUGGCUGAGUUUGUCCUUGAAACUUUGCUUGGCAAUUUGAAGUCACUUGUUCAAAAGGAGUUGCUACUAUUUCUUGGUUUUGAUCAAGACUUGGAAAGACUUUCCAGCUUGUUCACUGCAAUCAAGGCAACGCUUGAAGAUGCUGAGGAGAAACAAUUCUCAAACAGAGCUAUAAAAGAUUGGCUGGAAAAGCUAAAACAUGAAGCUCACAUCCUGGAUGACAUCAUUGACGAGUGUGCCUAUGAAGUAUUCGGGUUGGAGAACCAAGGGGUCAAGUGUGGUCCGUCCAACAAGGUACAAGGCUCUUGUUUAUCCUCUUUUCAUCCCAAGCGUGUUGUUUUCCGUUACAAAAUUGCUAAGAAAUUAAAAAGAAUAAGUGAGAGAUUAAUGGAAAUUGCUGAAGAAAGGAAUAAAUUUCAUUUGGUUGAAAUGGUUCGUGAGAUAAGAAGUGGAGUCCUUGAGUGGCGCCAAACUACCUCUCUCGUCAUUGAACCAAAAGUCUAUGGAAGAGAAGAGGAUAAAGAUAAAAUUUUAGACUUUUUGAUUGGUGAUGCUUCUCAUUUUGAGGAUUUAUUUGUUUAUCCAAUAACUGGUCUUGGUGGACUUGGAAAAACAACACUUGCCCAAUUCAUCUUCAAUGAUGAGAAGGUAGUCAACCACUUUGAGUUAAGAAUUUGGGUAUGUGUUUCAGAAGAUUUUAGUUUGGAGAGAAUGACGAAAGCUAUUAUUGAAGCAACAUCUGGGGUUGCCUGCAAGGAUUUGGAUAUAGGAUCAAAGCAAAAAAGACUUCAAACUAUGCUUCAAAGAAAAAGAUAUUUGCUGGUUUUAGAUGACGUGUGGGAUGAUAAGCAAGAGAAUUGGCAGAGGUUAAAAUCCGUAUUGGCUUGUGGGGCUAAGGGUGCUUCCAUUUUAGUCACUACUCGUCAGUCAAAGGUUGCAGCAAUCAUGGGAACAAUAGCUCCUCAUGAAUUGUCGGUUCUACCUAACAAAUAUUGUUGGGAAUUGUUUAAGCACCAAGCCUUUGGACCAAAUGAAGAAGAACAGGUAGAGCUUGAGGACAUAGGGAAGGAGAUAGUAAAGAAGUGUCGGGGAAUGCCUCUUGCUGCAAAAGCACUAGGAGGUCUUUUACGCUUCAAGAGAAACAAAAAUGAGUGGCUCAAUGUUAAGGAAAGCAACCUUUUGGAGUUAUCACAAAAUGAAAACUCCAUAAUUCCUGUCCUGAGAUUAAGUUACAUGAACUUACCAAUUGAGCACAGACAAUGUUUUGCUUAUUGCUCAAUAUUUCCCAAAGAUGAAAGCAUAGGGAAGCAAUAUUUGAUUGAACUUUGGAUGGCUAAUGGAUUCAUUUCAUCUGACGAAAGAUUAGAUGUCGAAGAUGUUGGUGAUAGAGUGUGGAAUGAAUUGUAUCAUAGAUCAUUUUUUCAGGAUAUUGAGAUAGAUGAAUUUGGCAAAGUUACAAGUUUCAAGAUGCAUGAUCUUGUUCAUGAUCUUGCACUAUCUAUUGCACAAGAUGUAUGUUGCAUUACAGAAGACAAUCGUGUAACUAAUUUGUCUGGAAGAAUUCUCCAUCUCUCAGAUCAUAGGUCCAUGCGGAAUGUACAUGAGGAAUCCAUUGAUGCAUUGCAGUUGUAUCUAGUCAAAUCUUUGAGGACCUAUAUAUUGCCAGAUCACUAUGGUGACCAACUUUCUCCGCAUCCUGAUGUUUUGAAAUGUCAUUCUUUGCGGGUGCUUGAUUUUGUAAAAAGAGAAAAUUUGUCAUCUUCAAUUGGUCUUUUAAAACAUCUACGAUACUUAAAUCUUUCUGGGGGUGGCUUUGAAACUCUGCCAGGAUCACUGUUUAAAUUGUGGAAUUUGCAGAUAUUGAAAUUAGAUCGUUGCAGACGUCUCAAAAUGUUGCCAAACAGUUUGAUAUGCUUAAAAGCUCUACAACAACUAUCUUUUAAUGGUUGCCAAGAGUUAUCAAGGUUGCCUCCUCAAAUAGGGAAGCUGACUUCCCUAAGGAUUUUAACCAAGUUCUUUGUUGGCAAAGAAAGAGGGUUCUGUUUGGAAGAAUUGGGAUCGCAGAAGCUUAAAGGAGAUCUUGACAUCAAGCAUCUAGGAAAUGUAAAAAGUGUAAUGGAUGCCAAAGAAGCCAAUAUGUCAAGUAAGCAAUUGAAGAAGUUGCGAUUGUCGUGGGACAGAAAUGAAGACUCCGAAUUACAGGAAAAUGUUGAGGAGAUUCUUGAAGUGCUUCAACCUGAUACCCAACAACUUUGGAGAUUAGAAGUGGAGGAAUAUAAAGGUUUCCAUUUCCCACAAUGGAUGUCUAGUCAAUCUCUCAAAUAUUUAACUAUUUUAUAUUUGAUGGAUUGCAAAAAUUGUUUAGGACUUCCACUUUUGGGGAAACUACCUUCUCUAAAGACUAUAAGAAUACAAAACAUGAUUCAUGUAGAAUACUUCUAUCAGGAGUCCUAUGAUGGGGAGGUUGUUUUCAGGGCUCUAGAAGAUCUUUCACUCCGUCAACUACCAAACCUAAAAAUGUUAUCAAGGCAGUAUGGGGAAAACAUGUUUCCACGUUUUUCCAUACUUGAAAUUGAUGGCUGUCCUAAAUUUUUGGGAGAGGAAGUUUUGCUGCAUCGGUUGCACUCUCUCUCGGUAAUUAGUUGUGGCAAGUUCAAUUUGUCAGCAGGUUUUAAAUGCCUACAGAAAUUGUGGAUUUCAGAAUGCAAAGGGGUGAAAAAUUUGCAGGCUUUGCAAUAUAUGACUUCCCUUAAGGAGAUAAGAUUAAGGAAUCUUCAUGAGCUAGAAUCCUUACCUGACUGCUUUGGCAACCUUUCUUUGCUUCACACAUUGAGUAUCUUUCACUGUUCCAAGUUGACGUGUCUUCCAAUGAGCCUGAGCCUUAGCGGUUUGCAACAAUUGACUAUUUUUGGUUGCCAUUCUGAGUUAGAGAAGCGAUGUGAGAAGGAAACUGGAAAGGACUGGCCAAACAUUGCUCACAUUCGUCAUAUUUCAGUUGGCAGUACACUUUAUGAUCAUAUUUCCGAUUGAGUAUUCUCGGAUUGCAGAGCCCAAAUAAGAUGAUUCGGGGAGUGUGUUUGAAGAUUUCAGUGUGUUUUUCUUUAAAUAAAGUUCAGUUUAAGCUUUGACAAACAUGUUGUAAUCUUUCAUGUAUUUAUAUUAAUUGUUUGCUCCUUUGUUUAAAUAAAGAUUUCUGUGUGUAUUAAAAAGUGAAUUUGUAUUAUAUACUUUUCUUUAUUUAUUUGAUCUCACUUGUCUUCUUUUCAAUAAAUGUAUUCAAAACUACUGUAUAUAUAUCAGUAUA
This is a messenger RNA of Glycine soja, 3693 nucleotides long. RefSeq names its product putative disease resistance protein RGA3. Gene Ontology annotation, molecular function: ADP binding. Gene Ontology annotation, biological process: defense response to other organism. The record is from RefSeq and is a predicted model, not a curated record. Lineage: Eukaryota; Viridiplantae; Streptophyta; Magnoliopsida; Fabales; Fabaceae. Bases 390 to 3419 code for a protein of 1009 amino acids. The transcript is spliced from 2 exons.